AUGGCCAAGAAAAAGUCCACCAAUUUCAGCGGCGAGACAAAAACCUCAUUCACAUUCCCCCACCUGAACCAGGACGUUGCCGACGCCGUUUCUGACCACAUCACCUCCGUGUGGUUCAACAGAAAGACCAAUCAGGAGUCUGACCGGAAAUAUUCAACCUUUGUGAUGGGGAGGUUCACUUGCGACAAUGGCGGCUGUUCCAAGGCAGCCUGGAGCAGCGGGAAGGUGACCAUAGUCAUCAGAGGGUACCCCGACAACGGAUACAACGCAGUCGUAUACAACCAGCGCUGCACAGCCUGCAAGAAACUAGGAACUCUGACUCUGGAUGAAAAUUCCUACGUCGAGCGGGUCGCGUAUCGGUUGAAGAAAUGGGCAGGGGUGGACAUGGAACGUCCUGUCUACACUUUGUGUACCGAUGGCGGAAACGAGCUUUGGCAGAGCAUGGCCAAAGAAAUUGAUAGCGGUCUCAUUAUCAAUCUAGAAAUGCCUUACCCCAACUAG
Messenger RNA from Colletotrichum gloeosporioides, 501 nucleotides. RefSeq lists its product as uncharacterized. Bases 1 to 501 code for a protein of 166 amino acids. NCBI's taxonomy places the organism in Eukaryota, Fungi, Ascomycota, Sordariomycetes, Glomerellales, Glomerellaceae. The record is from RefSeq and is a predicted model, not a curated record. The transcript has 2 exons.